GAUGGCGGACGGAAACGCAUGGGAACCCUUAGUUGAGAAUCUGACAAAGUCCUUUUCGAAUUUAUCACCGCAGAUUUUACCUGGAAUGCAUGACGCGAAAAAGGUCUUACAAGCUCUUCAGUCUGGUUUGAACGAUUCUCGUCAAAGCCGGGCGGAAUCUCAGAUCCAUUGUAAAUGGUGUGGCAGGAUAGUUUCCAGUGACCAUGUGACUUUGGAGACCCAACAGGAAUCUGUGAGUACUGUGCAAAGAGUACUAACUUGGAAUAUAGAUUGGACUAAAAGAAUUCUGAGGAUUAAAGGAGCAGAGGUUUGUUGUCAAGACUGUCAGCUGCUGUUGAAUCUCGCAAGAUUGCUGAAUUUUCUGUUGUCCUCAGAUAACUCUUCAGACAUUACUAAGCUGUAUUCUUUGGCCUCCCACUUCAGUCAAUUAAAUGGACACACAUCUCAGUCUGGAGAGGAUGACGUCAUGUUACUUCAGCAAGCUGUAGCUGUUGUUCACUCUCUCCAUAUGCUAACAAAAAACAUGCCCGAUUUGGAAAUUCAAGGACCAGAUGGCAAAAGCGUCACAUUGGACACUGUUUGUGAUGUGCUAAACCAUUUUUCUCCACGUUUAAUGUCAAGCUCUUCUACAACGUCUACAUCAAAAACAAAACAGAAGAGAAAAAAAGCGGAAAGGUUCAGCGGCGGUCCUAAUACCACCCAGAAAAUAGAUUCCUCGAUGGCUGAACUUAAACCGACUCCCGAAAAGAAGAAAAAGAUGGGAGUGGCUUAUGAACCUCAUGUAAAUGGAUAUCACGUAAACGACAAUGAAGGCGCGGUUGAGAAUGACCAUAUCAAGGACACAUUAAAGGGCUCAGCGAAAAGAAAGCGCCUUAUUUUAUCUGAAAAGACGAAGAAAGGUGCAGCUGGGAAGGUGAAACUCGGAAAAAAGAGGAGGUCUUUACCCGCCAUUGAAUUUGAUUAACAAGACGUUAUGGCUGGAACGUAAAAUCCGAUCAACCAAACUAUAUUCUUGACGCAAGGUCUGUUUUCGGAUGAUCUCCACCCCAGCUCCUGAGGUCCUAAUCGCCCAAUCAAAAACAACGCUAGCUUGCGCUGUGUAGGCCCUUAUUGUUAGCGCUGUAGAACGAGCGGGGUCUGGUGCUCGUUAUCAGUAUCAGACCCCCUGCAAACAUUUCGCGGGCUAACAUUGUUCAAGGCCUUAAACUUACUCGUGAGUGAAGGGGCGUAUGAUAAUUAGGGCCUGAUCACCCGUACAUUAUCAAGGAAGGACCUGGCUCUCUAGAUAUUACUUCGUGUUUUGGCGUUAUUUUCGUUUGAAAUUCCAGACUCAUCGAUGAUGCAGAAGCCCUGCUUCCGCAAAUAAAAUAUUCUUGAUGCUGAA
Molecule: messenger RNA, 1384 nt
Organism: Stylophora pistillata
Lineage: Eukaryota; Metazoa; Cnidaria; Anthozoa; Scleractinia; Pocilloporidae
Source: RefSeq, a predicted model, not a curated record